GACUCAGGCGAUGGUCUCUCCAUGCCAGACACUGCCGCACGCGCGCCCCGAUGUGUACGCAGCACGGAGCUGAAGGGAGGUCGUUCUAAGAUGAAGCCCGAUGGGACCAUGAUAUGCAGAGUUACCAUUCUGACUUACGCUUCUGUUUCAAACAUUCUAGCUGUUGCCACUAACGUGAUUCCAUGGACCAGACCGAGCUCGCAAUAUUCAAAAUGGAGGACUGAAACAUGGCCGGAUAUUCCCGCAGCAUCCCUCAUGUUUCAACCAGGGAUUAUCUCAAGACUGCAAGUUGAACCUUGCAACUGCAUUGAGGCGACGCAGUGUCCUGAGUUCCUUGAAACACUGGCCCACCAUCCAGAAGAGGCUGAGGAGUUGAGACAAGUCACCUGUGGGUUCAAAGGAUUCUGUCCCCUCGUGUGUUGUAACCAAUUAUCCAAGAGGCGCCACGUAGAUGCAGGCUAUUUCCCAACGUCUGGGACUUCCCCUCAACAAAACUGCAAACCUUUAACUACAGUAGAGUCCCGGAUAAGCUUAAGUUCAACCCCUUCUCAUACGCCUGGAGUGUAUUACAGCAUAACAACAGUCAGGAAUUCGAACUCUGAAUCCAGACGCAAACACUACGAAGGAACGGGAUUACCUAACAACGACGACAAAAACAGGUUUUAUCAAGACACCCAAUUCAGUCCGCAUGAGAAUAACAUCGUAACGCCAGGUUCCUCAGUACAAAAUAUCGGAAAUAGUGACUCUGAACCAAAUUUCAUAUCUAACGUGCCUGUAGCACAAGAUUAUUCCAUAAGAACGCAAAAUGUUUUGACUUACGCUACUGAAAAUAGUCAAAGUUAUCAAAACACUCCAACCAAAUUAUAUCCACAGUUUAGUCACUCUACAUCUAAACCAAGUUAUCCGCACAGAUCCCCCCCUCCGGGUUACUGGAACACAGAAACAUCUCGUGAUUCUUCUGUACCUGGUCGACAUGGGUACAGCGCCGAAGAACAUCGCUCAACACAUGAGACUGGGAUGCAUUCAAACUACAACCCGACUGAAGCAGUACAAGGCAAUCUCAAUCAGCACAAACAUCCAUCACGUUAUGUCCCUAACGAUUACCCAAAUCGCCCUGUUUACCAACGACCAGAUCCCAGCGAAAACCAGCCAACAAUUCCGAACUACGGACACGAUCCCAGGGAGGAUUCCUUUAAUGGGCCAGAUUUUCAUGUGCAGUCUUCUGCCGAAGCAAAUGACGACGGGCCUGAACUGCAGCUUCAUCCCCAUAAUUACCACAAUAAUGACCAACAUCCUCAGGAAGAGGGCCUUGCAGUUCAGUCUCCGGUGUUUUACCCAAACGAGGCAGGAAAUACUUCCACACAUUUUGAGGAGAGCGGCCGAGAUUCUGCCGGAGCAGAGUGGAAACGGAAGCUGCUGCCAACAGAAGAAUGUGGCAUGUCGCUAGGUGAGCGCAUCGUCGGCGGGAAGAACGCCGCGCUUGGACAAUACCCCUGGAUAGCUCGAAUCGGAUAUACACGUUCCGGCUCUGGCACCUUGCUUUACCGCUGCGGAGGAUCUCUAAUCAACAAUCGUUACGUCAUCACUGCUGCACACUGUGUUGUCAACCUCCCAGGGGACCUCCAACUGGCCUCGGUUCGUCUGGGAGAGCUGGACGAGAGGACCGAUCCCGACUGCGAUAGGUCCGAAUGCGCUGACGCAGUCCAAGACUUCAGUCCAACUGUUGUAAAAGUGCAUAAGGGCUACGAUAAUCCCAAAUUCAGAAAUGACUUGGCCCUUAUUCGUCUUGAUAGACCAGUUGACAUCACAGCCUACGUCAGCCCGAUAUGCCUGCCGUUCGGAAACCUCAGGAACAAGACGUACAUCGGUCUGAAGUCCCUGGUUGCAGGAUGGGGAGCCACAGACUUGGGAGCCACCAGUUCCAACCCCGUCUUGCAGUGGGUGGCAGUGACCAUUGUGCCAUCCGCCGGCUGCUCCAAGACGUUCGCCGAACGGACGGGCACCCAAUUGGGACCGGGCCAGAUAUGUGCAGGGGGCCAGAAAGGACGCGACUCUUGUGAGGGAGACAGCGGAGGGCCCCUAAUGCGAGCGGAAGAUGAGUUCCAGCGGUACUUCCUGUUGGGGGUGGUUUCCUUUGGGGCCCGGCGCUGUGGCUCGGAGAAUCUUCCCGGUGUCUACACAGAAACACCAACCUAUCUGGACUGGAUACUGGAUAGCAUAGAGCCAUAGCGUUACCAGCAGCUCAAAGAAUGAAAAUCCUGCUAGGAGGGUGAAACACUGGAGCCCUGAGUUGGUAUCACUCGAGGACAGUCUGGGGUUUAUUCUCAUGCAUUAUGUAUCCCAGAUUGUGUAGGUACACGCCUUCUUAUGGGCUCAUCCCCAUCAAAGGUGUCUUACCAUACUUUUAAGUGACUUUCAGAAUUAAUUCUGAUUUGCAGCAAACCAUACGACCUUUCACAUAACAGUAUAAUUGGUAGUAGUACUAGCGCUUUCAUGCAGCAAAUAGACCCAGAGUAACACCGACAGAGAAUAACAUUUUCUCAGUACUCAAAGGGUUGAGAAGUUUCUAUGUUCUGAACCCAGCACGCGUCAAAUAGUCGAAGAUCCUUAUAGGUCAACAUUUUGAAAUACGUUCUACAUAAUUUUGCCCUCUCAAGACAAAUUUCUGCUUGGUUAUUGCUAUCCCGCAGGACUUGCCUGAUUUUGAUGAAAUCAUUUAUCGUUAACCUUCUCCAAAAUUUAAACUGGAGAAAACUGCAUAGUGAGGAGGUUCAUAGCUUAUACUCUUCGCCAAUUAUAAUUAGAAUAAUGAAGUCAAGGAGGAUGAGAUGGGCAGUGCAUGUAAAACCCAUAGGAGAGAAGACGACUGCAUAUAGGAUAUUGGUGGGAAAGCAAGACGGAAAGAGAAGACUAAGAAGACCUAGACGUA
Molecule: messenger RNA, 2929 nt
Organism: Cryptotermes secundus
Lineage: Eukaryota; Metazoa; Arthropoda; Insecta; Blattodea; Kalotermitidae
Product: serine proteinase stubble
Exons: 7
Coding region: 22-2229 (735 amino acids)
Biological process (GO): proteolysis
Molecular function (GO): serine-type endopeptidase activity
Source: RefSeq, a predicted model, not a curated record